Chondrus crispus (carragheen) is the source of this 1706-nucleotide messenger RNA. RefSeq lists its product as hypothetical. Gene Ontology annotation, biological process: protein autoprocessing. Lineage: Eukaryota; Rhodophyta; Florideophyceae; Gigartinales; Gigartinaceae. The transcript has 3 exons. The record is from RefSeq and is a predicted model, not a curated record. Bases 1 to 1380 code for a protein of 459 amino acids.
AUGGUCCUCGACUACUUCCUCUACUCCGUGUGCGAGCAGUGCUGCGACUGCAUCCCCAUGGGCACGCGCCGGAGGGACUACGACGCCCUGGCGAGCGCACACUCGCCCGCCGACCCGACUCUGUGGAAGGAGGACCGCGGCAAUUGCCCGGCACACGCACAGUUUGAUGUGUGCAAGGUCCUGCCGAAUGUCAGGUACUUUGCAAAGCCCGGCGACCCGGAGCUCGUCGCCCCGAAGAUUUGCCCCAAGCUCAGGGAGUGGCAGAAAAGCCCCGAAGCUGCCGACUGGCCCGUCAAUCCGGAAACCAAUAUCGAAUCGGAUGUGAGGCGCUUUCUUAAUGGUAUACUGGUCGCCACUGACUGUGACAAUAAGCUCAUCUGGGGGAGGUGCUACGAAAUGGAGGAUAAGCAGAGCAACCUCGACUUGCCAGAGGGCGCUGAUCCGCCGGAAGUCCCAGUUAUCACACGCCCUCCGACCACAACAGAGGCUACUACUACUACUACCACUACCACUACAUCCACCACCACUACGGAACCCGAAGAAACGGGAACAACCCCAGCUUCUACGGAUAGUGAAAGUACUGCUGAAGACGCCGAAGAGCCUAUCGAGCCGGGGUCUGACCCAGGUACCGAAUCGGACACCGACUCGGACUCUGCCACCGAUCCGGACCCUGACCCGGACUCACCAGGCGAAGAUGACCUUUCUGAGGAGUCCGGCUCUGACAACGACACGUCGGAAGACCCAGCCUCCGACGACUCGGGCGAUGACACGUCCUCGACGAACUCUGGGACUUCGCCCGACUCCGAGCAAGGCACAUCUUCGAUCAUCGAAGGCACCGCCUCUUGCUUCCCGGCCACAUCUACGGUGGAGCUCGCGUCCGGCGCCCGCAUCCCCAUGUCCGACCUGCGCAUCGGCCACUCGGUGCGCGUCUCUACGCACGCCUUCUCCCCGGUCUUCCUCUUCUCCCAUCGCACAUCCUCGUCCGCGCCGUCCUACAUUCAAAUCACACCAACCACUGGCAAUCACACGCUCACUGUCACUUCAGGUCACUACCUGCACAUUAACCGCCAACUCCUCCCCGCUGCUGCCGCCAAGGUCGGCGAUCACAUCCUGACCGCCGACCACGGAUGGGCACCCGUCGCGGCCGUCCGAAUAGUUCAAGCGAACGGGUUGUACAACCCGCAUACCCUACAGGGAGACCUUGUCGUCGAUGGUUUCGUCACCUCGACGUACACAACGGCCGUGCCAAGACGCAUCGCUACCGGUCUGCUCGCGCCGCUGCGCGCCUUUUACCGGCACGGGCUCGUGUCGGAACGCCUGUUUGGCUCGUUCCUUGCAGACGGCUUCCGAAGCGGAAUCCCUGCUAGUAUCGAGUUGUAACGUUGAGACUGCUUAACCACACAAGUGCAACUUCGUAUUUGUAUACCACCAAUUUUGACAGUAAACCCGUUUUCGAGUGGUUCCCCUUUAGUGUGUCUUAACAAUCUUUUGUUUAAGAGCUAAUAGCCGAUGUGCGUAUCACGAAUUGCUCCCCUGAUGAAUUCUUGUGGACACCGUGAAAUACCGUUCACGGGUCGUAUGGAACUGUAUCCGUCAAUCGAGAAGACGGUAAGGGAUGAGUGUGUAAUCCAAUGAAAACGAAAGGCCGUAAGUGCACCAGGGAGUACGUGUGGGUUGUCCACCGGCCUUGAGUGCGGAUAUUCCGC